AUGGUCAACAAGGCUACAGAACAAAUGAAUACAGCUCCCUCUCCUCGUUGGCGAAAACGCAAGCAGGACCUUCCCGCACAGCUUCUUCCCUGUCUACCGGUUUUCGUUCAUCUAUGCUACCUCCACGACACAACCUUGACACUUGCCAUCAAGACCCUAGCCGCUCUGAAGAAGCCCCAUGCAGGUGCUGGUGAUCGAAGCUUCACUAUUGGAGAUAAAACUCGAGCACAACUCUUACAAGGUCGUAAAUACAACGGGAGUCGGACAAAAAUGCAGGAAUAUUUUGUCAUGACUAUACAUCCAAGCAUUGAACUCUUCCUUCGCAUCAAGGAACCUCUACAGGAAGCCUUUGUUAAAGCCGAGAUUAAGCCACCCGGCCAGCGACAUCCACACGUAUGGGCUCAAGAAGCGCUUGCGACUGAUAUUGGGUCACGGGGGAGGAGACAUUACAGACAUUAUGAGGCCAAGACAGUUUACUAUUGUACGCGCAUUGACUAA
Molecule: messenger RNA, 498 nt
Organism: Aspergillus oryzae RIB40
Lineage: Eukaryota; Fungi; Ascomycota; Eurotiomycetes; Eurotiales; Aspergillaceae
Exons: 3
Coding region: 1-498 (165 amino acids)
Source: RefSeq, a predicted model, not a curated record